Diaporthe amygdali is the source of this 546-nucleotide messenger RNA. RefSeq lists its product as uncharacterized. Lineage: Eukaryota; Fungi; Ascomycota; Sordariomycetes; Diaporthales; Diaporthaceae. Bases 1 to 546 code for a protein of 181 amino acids. The transcript has a single exon. The record is from RefSeq and is a predicted model, not a curated record.
AUGGCGUCUCGAAGUGACACGGUCUUUCCCCUGAUCCCCGCGCCCAUGGCGCUGGCAGUAGACACCCUCUCGGCCGCCGCCGCCACCACGUCACGGCGGUCUCCCGCACCAUCAAGAGCCACUACCACAUCGGCAGACAGGAUAACGACACCAAAUACACCGGCGACGGCAGCAGCAGAAACACCAGGAGCAACAACAAAACGGGCCAAGAACCCACGGCAUCCCAUCUUCAACGAGGAUAUCUUCUCCCGGUUCUACACCACCCCGUUCCUGGUCUUCCACUUCGCCAUCUACGGCGCUAUCCCUUUCUACUACCUGCUGCACUACUCGCCCUUCCGGGACUUUGGCGGCGGCACCCUGAACCACGUCGUGAAAUGGGCCCUAUUCGUCCUCACGCAGUACAUCACCGCCGUCAUCGUCACCUCGUGGAACGGGCGGUACCGCGUGCAGAAAGACGUGACUGCUUGCGCGCUGAUGCUGGUCGGGCUGGCUGGGUUGACGGGACUGAAGGCGCUGGUGGACGGGAUGGCUGCGUCUAAGGGAUGA